Rotaria sp. Silwood1 is the source of this 348-nucleotide messenger RNA. The record is from the annotation of a GenBank genome assembly. Lineage: Eukaryota; Metazoa; Rotifera; Eurotatoria; Philodinida; Philodinidae.
AUGGCUGGCGUAGCAGAACGAUUUGAUGGUCAUAUUUUAAAUAAAUCAAAAGAAUUAGUUGAUCUUAAUGAUAAAAAAUAUAAAGGCAAAAUAAUUGGUCUUUAUUUUAGUGCUCAUUGGUGUCCACCAUGUCGUAAUUUUACACCGAUAUUAAAUAUGCCUUGGUUAGCAUUAGAUUAUAAAGAACGUACAAAAAAAAGCAAAUUAUCAGACAAAUAUAAUGUUCGUGAAAUUCUAACAUUAAUUCUACUUGAUGGAGAUUCAAGAGAUGUUGUUUGUACUAAUGCAAAAAAAAAAAUUCAAUUUGACGAUACUGAAGGAAAAGAUUUUCCAUGGAAAUCAUCAUAA